This is a messenger RNA of Pipistrellus nathusii (Nathusius's pipistrelle), 1413 nucleotides long. NCBI's taxonomy places the organism in Eukaryota, Metazoa, Chordata, Mammalia, Chiroptera, Vespertilionidae. The record is from the annotation of a GenBank genome assembly.
AUGGAGAAAACUUCUACAGAUACACUUCCUCUUACAACGAUUCCCCCAGAUGAGCAAGAGACUGUGUGUAUUUUUGGAACUGGAGACUUUGGAAGAUCACUGGGUCUUAAAAUGAUCCAGUGUGGUUAUUCCGUUGUCUUUGGAAGUCGAAACCCCAGGAAAUCCAGCCUGCUGCCGAGUGGUGCAGAGGUCUUGGGCUAUUCCGAAGCGGCCCAGAAAUCUGACAUCAUAAUCAUAGCAAUCCACAGGGAACAUUACGAUCUUCUCACGGCACUGACUGAGGUUCUCCGUGGGAAAAUAUUGGUCGAUGUCAGCAACAACCUCAAAAUCCAUCAGUACCCAGAAUCCAAUGCAGAGUACCUUGCCCAGCUGGUGCCGGGAGCCCUCAUAGUGAAAGCAUUUAACACCAUCUCAGCGUGGGCUCUCCAGUCAGGAGCCCUGGACGCAAGUCGGCAGGUGUUCGUCUGCGGAAAUGACAGCAAAGCCAAGCAAAGAGUGAUGGAUAUAGUGCGUGCUCUUGGGCUGACUCCGUUGGACCAAGGAUCUCUCUUGGCAGCCAGUGAAAUUGAAGAUUACCCCCUGCAGCUGUUUCCCAUGUGGAAGUUCCCCUUCUACUUCUCUGCCAUCCUGUGUAUCUUCUUGUUUGUCUACUGUGUUAUCAGAGACGUAAUCUACCCUUAUGUGAAUGAAAAAAAGGAUCACACAUUUCGCAUGGCUGUUUCCAUCCCAAACCGUGUCUUUCCCAUAGCGGCCCUGACGCUGCUCGCUGUGGUUUACCUCCCCGGCGUCAUUGCUGCCAUUCUGCAGCUCUACUGGGGAACGAAAUACCGGCGGUUCCCAAACUGGCUUGACCACUGGAUGCUCUGCAGAAAGCAGCUUGGCUUGAUAGCACUGGGAUUUGCCUUCCUUCACGUCAUCUACACACUGUUGAUUCCUAUCCGUUACUAUGUACGAUGGAGGCUGGGAAACUUCACUGCUACCCAGGCAAUAUCCAAGAAAGAUAAUCCUUUUAGUACGAAUAGAGCCUGGCUUAGUGAUUCAUACCUGUCUUUGGGAGUCCUUGGAUUUUUCUUCUUCGUCCUCUUGGGGAUCACUUCCUUGCCCUCCGUUAGCAACAUUGUCAACUGGAGAGAGUUCCGAUUUGUCCAGUCCAAACUGGGUUAUUUGACCCUGAUCUUGUGCACAGCUCACACCCUGAUAUAUGGCGGAGACCGAUUCCUCCGUCCUUCCAGUCUCAGGUGGUAUCUUCCUUCGGCUUACAUACUAGCACUCAUCAUUCCUUGCACCGUGCUGGUGAUCAAGUUUAUCCUCGUCCUGCCAUGUGUAGACAAGACCCUCACACGGAUCCGCCAGGGUUGGGAAAGGAACUCAAAAGUCUCUAAAUCAGCACUGAAUGGACAAACAGACAUUUAA